Myodes glareolus (Bank vole) is the source of this 1008-nucleotide messenger RNA. RefSeq names its product olfactory receptor 14A2-like. Gene Ontology annotation, molecular function: G protein-coupled receptor activity; olfactory receptor activity. The record is from RefSeq and is a predicted model, not a curated record. Gene Ontology annotation, biological process: G protein-coupled receptor signaling pathway. Lineage: Eukaryota; Metazoa; Chordata; Mammalia; Rodentia; Cricetidae. Gene Ontology annotation, cellular component: membrane.
AUGCCUAAUGUCACUGAAAUAACUGGAUUCAUCCUUAAGGGGUUCUCUGACAUCAAGGACAUACAGACUUUAUGUGGAAUAUUCUUUCUAGUGAUUUACAUGGCAAUCCUAAUAAGCAACCUGAUCAUCAUCACUCUUACCACCCUUGAUAUGCAGCUUCAAACACCCAUGUAUUUUUUCCUGAAGAAUUUGUCCUUGUUGGAUGUCUUCUUUGUGUCAGUUCCAAUCCCGAAUUUCUUUGUCAGUAGCUUAACUCACAACAGUUCCAUUUCCAUUAUUGGUUGUUCCCUCCAAGUAUUUUUAAUGACUUCUUUCUCAUCAGGGGAAGUUUUUGUCCUGACUGCCAUGUCUUAUGACCGCUAUGUUGCCAUUUGCAGUCCCCUGCACUAUGAUGCCAUCAUGAGUAGUGGUACCUGUGUGCUGAUGGUGGGUGUUUCCUGGGCUACUGGAGUACUCUUUGGAGCCAUAUAUACAGCUGGCACAUUUUCUAUGUCAUUUUGUGGCUCCAAUGUGAUCCCACAGUUUUUCUGUGAUGUACCCUCAUUACUAAGAAUUUCAUGUUCCAAAAUGCUUUUGGUAAUUUAUACAAGCCUUGGAAUUGGUGUCUGUCUAGGCAUUUCAUGUUUUCUAUGCGUGAUGAUCUCUUACUUUCACAUAUUAUCCGAAGUUCUUAAGAUUCCUACUAAUAAGGGUCAGUCCAAAGCAUUUGCCACAUUCAUUCCUCAUCUCACUGUUUUCACUGUUUUUAUUGUUACUGCUUGCUUUGUGUUUCUGAAGGCUCCCUCAGGUGUACCAUCAAUAACAGAUAGGCUUUUUUCUAUGUUCUACACUGUGUUACCUCCAGCAAUAAAUCCUUUGAUCUAUAGCCUGAGAAACAAUGAUGUCAAGUGUGCCUUCAGGAGGCUACACCAAAAUCUCUGCUCAAGGAGUCCACUUCACUUAACAUCUCAAAGUAUCUGUCAAUGGUAUAGUACCUCACAAGUUAUAAGGAAGUUUUGUAAUUUUUGA